AUGGUCUUCCUAGUCCCCAUUGCUGUUUCCCUCCUGGCCAUCGCUUUCCUGCGCGUUUUAAUGAAGCUUUGGCUGAACAGAUAUGUCCUACCUCUGCCGCCAGGGCCCAAAGGACUCCCGAUCCUGGGAAAUGUCAGCGACAUGCCCAAGCCGGGUGUACUCGAAUGCCACCACUGGUUUGAGCACAAGAAAAAGUACGGGCCUAUCUCUUCUGUGACUGCCAUGGGCCAAACCAUAGUCAUAAUCAACGACGCUACUAUCGCUCUGGAUCUCUUGCGUGGCCGCUCUGCCAUCUACUCUUCACGACCUAGNCUCCCACAUACAAACACCUCAUCCGACACCUACUCUGGCUACCAUAUCCCACAGGGCUCCAUUCUCCUCGCUAAUAUCUAG
This is a messenger RNA of Bipolaris maydis ATCC 48331, 393 nucleotides long. The record is from RefSeq and is a predicted model, not a curated record. Lineage: Eukaryota; Fungi; Ascomycota; Dothideomycetes; Pleosporales; Pleosporaceae.